AUCCGCCUUCCGGCUCAUAAGCUCCGCCCACUGGCUUCACUUUUUUUUAGUACAGCGGAAUAGGCGCAUACCGUCUUCAAUAUAACCUUGAUAACAACUCUUAUUUUGGCUUUUCUCAAAGUGUGUAGAAAAGAUAAAAACGACGUAAUUUAGUACGAGUUUGUCUGACGAAGAUGCUAAUACAUAGAUAAAAAUGAAGAUCACAAAAUCGUUCGUGACAAUCCGGCGCCAUUCGGUUACUGCCGCCUGGGACACAAAUCGCAUGGAAGCCGCCGCCUGCCGCUGCUUGGGACUGUCGAAGAGCUCUAGCUCGGAUGUCAGAACAAUAACCUGCGAAUCACAUCUCAUUACCGAUAUUGAAUGAAUAAUUUGAGGGAGUCGCCUUUGAAGAUGAAAAAUAUGAACACUGAGAAUAUAACUGAGGACGAAGCGGCUCUUUAUGACCGCCAGAUAAGGCUUUGGGGUCUGGAUGCACAAAAGAGGUUGCGAGCAGCCCGUGUGUUACUAGCAGGAGUAUGUGGUCUUGGGGCUGAAGUUGCAAAAAACUUAGUUUUGUCAGGUGUGAAGUCUCUUGUGCUGUUAGAUCAUCGCAAUGUCACAGAAGUUGAAACUCAUUCCAACUUUCUUGCACCUCAUGAUUCAAUUGGAAAAAAUAUAGCUGAGGCAUCACAGGAGCGAACCCAAAUAUUGAAUCCUAUGGUACAAGUUACUGCAGAUUCAAGCAACAUUGCAGAUAAAACCAAUGAGUUUUUUACUCAGUUUGACAUUGUGUGUGUCACACGAUGUCGGCAAGCUGAACUGAUCAGAAUCAAUGAUAUAUGUCGGCAAAAUAAUAUCAUGUUUUUUGCCGGUGAUGUGUUUGGAAUGUUUGGCUACAUGUUUGCUGAUCUACAAGAACAUCAAUAUGUGGAGGAAGUGAAAGAGAGGAAACAAACAGAACAGAAUGGAAAGAAACAGAUAGUGGAAGAGACCAAAGUAGUGAAACAAACAGAAAAUUUUGUUCCACUAAGCCAAGCCUUGGAUGUUGAUUGGACCUCAAAAAAGUAUGGCAGUCAAUUGCGCAGAACUUCCCCAGCGUACUUCAUCAUGCAGAUUAUCAUGGAAUUCAUCAGUUUACAUGGAAGGAAUCCAGAUCGUAGCCAUCAAGAAGAAGAUGAAAUAGAACUCCUAACUAUAAAAAAUGCAUUGUUAGAGAAGCUGAAUGUCCCUGCAGAAAAAGUUAGCAACCAAUUUGCUGGAAUUGUGUUUGGACAGCUGAGUCCAGUGUGCGCUAUUGUGGGCGGUGUGCUGGCACAAGAGAUCAUAAAGGCAGUCUCCCAGAAGGAUCUACCACAUAAUAACUUCUUUUUCUUCUCUACUCUGGAUGGUGCUGGGGUGGUGGAAUGCAUCGGACAUUGAACUGAUUCCAGUGCUGCUUCAUCUCUCAAACUAGCAGAAUCAGCAAACUGAAUGCCUAUCAGGGUUAUUAGUUGAUUUACUGGGAAGGGGAGAAUUACUGCCUAGAUAAAUUAAAUCUGUAUUUUGAUUUAUAUAUAUAUAUGUUUUACAUAUAAUUAUUUCAUAAAUUUUAUUUUUAUUACUGUUGAAUCUCCAAUUAAUGUAUAAAAGGGGAUCACCAAAGGUCUGUUAAUGGGAAACGUUUGUUACUGGAACACCAUACCACAUGUUCAGUACCACCAUUUACAUUAACACUUCCAGCCUCAGCAUAACAUAUCAUGUAUAUUAAAGAUAUUUGUAUUCAGGAUACUACAUAAAUUAGAUAUGCAGGAUUUCUCAAAUUACAUGAGUUUAAAAUGCUUAUUUUUGGAAUAACAUGAGAUGAAAAAUACCUAAUUUUUCAUAUUAUGCAGAUUAUACGGAAUAACACAGUGUCAAGAAAAGCAAGUUACAUGUAACUGGUUUAGUACCUUGAUAUGGCCUCCAGAUGUUGCCUUUGCCACUGGCUUCAGAUUCCGCUGUGAAUGGAGCUCCUCACCAGUCAACCUCCAAGAGGCAUAGAGACGAGAGGGUUGUGCAGUGUGUUGAUAAGUAGAUGACUUGGUUGUAGUUUAGGCUCCUCCUUGUCAUUUGUUGAAAUCAUUGUCUGGCCAAUGUACCCAGUCCAUUAAACCGAAGUAUGUUAAAUGGAGGGUCGACUAUGUUAUGUAUUUAUAUUUUUUUAUUAUUUACACGUAUUUAUUUAUUUAUUUAUUUAGUUAUUUAUUUUUAUUAAUUAAUUUAUUAUUAUUAUUAUUAUUAUUAUUAUUAUUUAUUUUAUUUAGUUAUUUGUUUAUUUAUUUUAUUUAUUUUUUAUUUAUUUUUUUUUUGUGUGUGUGUGUGUUCUUUUGUAUGUAGUAGUUUUUCUACUUGUAGUUUUAAGCUUAACACUUUCAAUAAAUUGAAUUUAAGUA
This is a messenger RNA of Portunus trituberculatus (swimming crab), 2390 nucleotides long. It is a transcript of the gene Aos1, whose product is annotated as SUMO-activating enzyme subunit 1-like. Gene Ontology annotation, molecular function: SUMO activating enzyme activity. Gene Ontology annotation, cellular component: cytoplasm; SUMO activating enzyme complex. The coding region runs from base 361 to 1398 and encodes 345 amino acids. Gene Ontology annotation, biological process: protein sumoylation. The transcript has 6 exons. The record is from RefSeq and is a predicted model, not a curated record. Lineage: Eukaryota; Metazoa; Arthropoda; Malacostraca; Decapoda; Portunidae.